GAGUUCUCGCACCGCCUCCCGGAUCUGCCGUGGCCAGUAUCGAGUGCGCCGCUCGCUCGGCCCGGACCAUCCGCAGAGGCACGCGAGCCAAACUCCGAGAGACUCUAUUACAUGCAGCGGAGGCGCAGGCGGCUGCGGCGGCGGCGACGGCGGCGGUUCCAAAUGAUGUGAGGAAUGAUCACGUGGUUGAUGGUUGGACUGCUUUUGUUUACGGAGUCAGGAUGCGAUCGUGGAAAAAAUGCUGUAUCAAAAACAAAUGGGAAGAAGGAAAAUGAAAGUGGAAUAGCAGUAAACGAUAAAAGCAAUGCCAAAGAUACAGCGAUUGCCGAAGAAAAUAUAUAUCGCUUAACGUGUUACACGUGUGUUAACGUGAGUGAUAAUAAGAUGUGCAACGAAUGGGCAAUAGAUACUCCGUGUCCUGUCGAAGGCAGAGAUUUCUGUCGAUCGCUUCACAUUUUGGAUAGUCGCGGUCAAAGCGUCUUGGUAAGCAAGAGUUGCGUUAGUAAAAUCGAAUGCAGUCCGGCAUCAGUCGGUUGCGUGCCCAUCGAUACACAAAAGAUAUGCAUAAGCUGCUGCGACACGAGUUAUUGCAAUAUCGAGUCACCGACCAACAUGACUAACGCGACUUUCUCGCGCAAGCGUCCGAAACCGAAAAACCUCAAGAAGAAGGCGAAGAAUGACGAGGAGGAUAAGGAUGAAACGAGCAAGGGCUCGUCAGUUCCGGGACUGGCUCCCCUUGUCACCGCCUUCUCCGCAAUUAGCGUCUUUCUUAAUCAAGCAUAUCAUUAAUAAGCCCAAGAAUUAUACGGCGCAUAUAUAUAUAUAU
Messenger RNA from Ceratosolen solmsi marchali, 826 nucleotides. RefSeq lists its product as uncharacterized. Gene Ontology annotation, molecular function: acetylcholine receptor regulator activity. NCBI's taxonomy places the organism in Eukaryota, Metazoa, Arthropoda, Insecta, Hymenoptera, Agaonidae. The transcript has 6 exons. The record is from RefSeq and is a predicted model, not a curated record. The coding region runs from base 175 to 789 and encodes 204 amino acids.